This is a messenger RNA of Talpa occidentalis (Iberian mole), 2575 nucleotides long. RefSeq names its product family with sequence similarity 133 member B (gene FAM133B). NCBI's taxonomy places the organism in Eukaryota, Metazoa, Chordata, Mammalia, Eulipotyphla, Talpidae. The record is from RefSeq and is a predicted model, not a curated record. The transcript has 11 exons. Bases 371 to 1153 code for a protein of 260 amino acids.
UUAAGUAUAUUUGUAAAGUUGUGUAGCUGUCACAACUAUGCAUUUUCAGAACUUUUCCAUCAUCUCACACAAAAAAAACUUUUCCUGGUAACUUCUGUUUACUUUCUGUCUUUAUGAAUUUGCUUAUUGUGGGUACCUCAUAUAGAGGGAAGUAUAUAUUCCUUUUGUGUUUGCCUUAUUUCACUUAGCAUGUUUUGGAAUUUAAUUCCUUUCUAUACCCUACAUCCAAAAAGGGGCUGAUAGCCAAGAUCUACAAAGAACUCAUGCAACUCAACAAAAAAGAAAACAACCCAAUCAAAAAAUCAGCAUAACAGCCAAACAGAUACUUUCCCAAAGAAGACAUACAGAUGGCCAACAAGCGCAUGAAAAAAUGCUCAUCAUCCCUUAUCCUCACAAAAAUGCAAUCAGAACCACCAUGAGAUACCACCUCACACCUGCGUAUAUGAACCCAAUUGCAAUGGCCAGAUCAAGGGGUCCAAUCCAGUCUUCAGGGCCAACAAUCCAAGAUUAUCUGAAUCGACCAAGACCUACCUGGGAGGAAGUGAAAGAGCAACUAGAAAAGAAAAAGAAAGGAUCCAAAGCAUUGGCUGAAUUUGAAGAAAAAAUGAAUGAGAACUGGAAGAAAGAACUAGAAAAACACAGGGAGAAAUUAUUAAGUGGAAGUGAGAGCUCAUCCAAAAAAAGACAGAGAAAGAAAAGAGAAAAGAAGAAAUCUGGUAGGUAUUCAUCUUCUUCAUCAAGCUCUGAUUCUUCCAGCAGUUCUUCAGAUUCUGAAGAUGAGGAUAAGAAACAAGGAAAAAGAAAAAAGAAAAAGAAGAACCGUUCACAUAAAUCUUCUGAAAGCUCCAUGUCAGAAACUGAAUCAGACAGUAAGGAUAGUUUAAGAAGGAAAAAGAAGUCAAAGGAUGCAACCGAGAAAGAAAAGGAUGUUAAAGGACUCAGCAAAAAAAGAAAGAUGUAUCCCGAAGAUAAACCUUUGUCAUCUGAGUCCUUGUCAGAAUCCGAUUAUAUUGAGGAGGUACGAGCAAAAAAGAAGAAAAACAGUGAAGAACGAGAAAAAGCAAUAGAUAAAACAAAAAAGAAAAAGAAGCAUAAGAAACACAGUAAGAAGAAGAAAAAGAAGGCUGCUAGUUCAAGUCCUGACUCGCCGUAACACUACUAUCAGGAUUCUCUUAUAAUGAAAGUGCAAUGUCUAAAGAAAUUUUAACUGUGAAAAUUAUGACAUAUUUACUAAAACGCAUGAAUUUUGUUUUUAGAAUUAUUUCUGGACUGUUCAGUAGCCACUCAGAUGCCGCUGUGUGAAAAGGCCAUAAUUGUUGCCUGCUGCUUAAACAUCUAUUUUUUUUCCUCUUCCAGUGAGAUAACUCUGGGAGAUAAUACGCUGCAUUUGUACCUAGUGGUUGAGAUACUUGGGGAUAAAGUUAAUAUUUUUGACUAGAAGUACCUAAUGAUAAAACAACAGAAAUUGAGUCUGGAGACAUCAUUAAGAUUUAAUAAGAAGUGACCAGAAGACUCCAGUUAACAGUUUUGAAGUAGGGACUACAUUGAUGUUCAAAAUCCUUACUCUGUAGAUAAGUGUAUUUUAAUUUUUUUCCUUAUAUACUUUUAUUUACCCAGGGAAAGGAAUUGUAGGGUGGGUUGGGACGUUUGCUAUCUCUUUAGCUAGCAGAAUAGUGUGCCUUUUAUCCUCACACAUCUUAUUUUUGUGGACAUAGUAGCCAUGCUUCAUGGGGAGUUCAGAGCUGGUAUAUUCUUGCUUUUAAAGCUCAGUUCACUGACAUCCUUGGAUUCUGUUGUAUGCUGCUUUGAGUGAACCAGAGAAACAGCCACUUUUUGGCAGCAUGAGAAAGCCCCAAAAGCUCUGGGAUUUAGCUCUCCUCUUCAAUAAUACUGAAUGUUUUUUAGCUUUAGAAUGUGUUGUAUCAUUUGAAUUAAUUUUAACUACACUUUGUUUUUAGAGAGGAAUCAUUUUCAAAUAAACACUGGUACUUUUUUGAACUUGAUAGCUAAAGAUACUAAAAUGCAUGUUUUAUACUGUUAAGUUUUAACAAGUCAGGAAAAUCUUAUGUAACCAGUGAUAGUUUUUUUUUUUUCUUUUUUUUGAGUUUCUUUUUUGUAUGAAUUUGUUUAGGCUGUAAUGUUUAGCUUUUGUUAACUCCUUGUUCUUGCUAUUUUUAAUUACUUCCUGUGUUAUGGCAUACUUGCCAAGACUUAGCAUGUGAAUAGCAGGUUUUUGACUUUUUUUUAAAGGCUUCAUAUUGAAGCUGAAACGAAACCAUAAACAAAUUGAGUGGCAGGCCUGGUAUGCUGUUUUGUUACAUAAAAGCUAUUGCCAGAAUCUUAGUAAAUAGAACAUUUUAAAAGUUUGUUGUCUUUGUAUAUUCAUAACAAAUUAUGACAAGUUAAAUUUAAGUGAUAAAUAUGUUACUGCUUUUCCUGUGUCAUAUUUUACUAAGAUUUUGUGCCUCAUAUCUCCUGCUGAAUUGUUUAUUAGUGAUUUAAAAGAAAUUGAUAAAUCAUUUUCACUUUACAUUUUUAUAUAAUCAGGUAACAUGGAAUAUAAUUUGAUCUACAA